Sorghum bicolor (sorghum) is the source of this 1077-nucleotide messenger RNA. RefSeq names its product blue copper protein. Gene Ontology annotation, cellular component: plasma membrane. The transcript has 2 exons. The coding region runs from base 206 to 862 and encodes 218 amino acids. Gene Ontology annotation, molecular function: electron transfer activity. Lineage: Eukaryota; Viridiplantae; Streptophyta; Magnoliopsida; Poales; Poaceae. The record is from RefSeq and is a predicted model, not a curated record.
AUAGGUAAAGCGGCUAGCUCCAUACAUAUUAUUCUUUCCCACUCAGCCGGUGAAAGCCUAUUGGCCACCAACUCCGCGUUGCAGUUAUAUAGGGCCAUAUUUCCUCGCGUCGCUGCGUCAGUUCUCAUAGUGGAAGCGAUCGACACCAUCCAUACUUUCUCAAAGCUUGCUUUCGAAACACUUGAUCAACACUACUGAUCGAUCAAUGGCUUCUUCCUGGGUUUCUCGGUUGCCUCUGGCAGUGCUGCUGCUCGUGGCCUGCUCCUCCUCCACGGCAGCGGCCACCAGCUACACCGUCGGCGACGGGUCCGGCUGGACGACCGGCGUCGAUUACACAUCUUGGGCCGCCUCCAAAAACUUCAAAGUCGGGGACAAUCUGGUGUUCAACUACGCGAAAGGGCUGCACACGGUGGUGGAGGUGAGCGCGGCGGAGUACAUGGCGUGCACGGCGGCCAACCCGCUGGGCUCCGACAGCAGCGGCGCGACCACCGUGGCCCUCAAGACGCCCGGCACCCACUACUUCGUGUGCAGCAUCACGGGGCACUGCGGCGCCGGGAUGAAGCUCGCCGUGACCGUCGGCGGCUCCAACUCCCCUGCCACCACGCCGACCCCGACGACCCCGCGCACGUCCCCGACCACGCCCUACACGACGCCGACGACCCCGACUACCACCACGCCGUACACGACUCCGACCACGCCCUACACGACGCCGACGUGCUCUGGCGGCGGUGGUGGCACCACGGCGACCCCGGGCAUGACUCCGUUCAUGUCAUACCCCAGCGCGGCCGGCCUCGGAUCGGCGGCGUUGGCUGGAUUUGGACUGGUUUGGUGUGUGAUCGUCCAGGUAGCGCUGCUCUACUAGGCACAAGGGCGGUCGACCAGGAUGGGGGCAGAGAUAGGUCAUGUCGCCUGUAAGCUGUAACGCACUACUGAUGUGUUUGUUCUUUGUUCCGGAUCGAGCUAGCUGGGGUAUAGUGUACUUGGAUGAAGGAAACUGGUGUCUCUGCUCCGCUGUGAAUCGCAGGUGCAAGUCAAUUUCCUUGAGCCAAUCGAAUUGUCCCGCAUGUGCAAGUGCAA